Molecule: messenger RNA, 622 nt
Organism: Melanaphis sacchari
Lineage: Eukaryota; Metazoa; Arthropoda; Insecta; Hemiptera; Aphididae
Exons: 4
Coding region: 274-549 (91 amino acids)
Source: RefSeq, a predicted model, not a curated record
UAGACGCCCAUUUUUCCCAUUGGCCAUCACAAUAAAAUUCGUGACUGCAGUUUAGGACUAUUUUAGUCUUUUACUCUUUUACGGUUGUCGGCUACACUGCAUUCUGCCCCUGUUUCCCCUUUUCCAAUAACCAUAAUACCUAUUAGCCAGUCAACAGUCAGCAUUCCUUCGCCAUUUGCAAAUUGUAAUUCAUAAAGAGUAAAAUAUUAAAGUUAAUACUUCUUGUUAACGUCAAAUCUAGUAUUCUCCAAACUACACAACAAUCAUCGCAACAUGAACUUCGGAGGGCAGAAUGAUAAUGUAUCACCAAACAAAGAUGAGGCAUUGCAUGGACGGCAUGAUGCUCACAAACAUCAUGAUACAAUGGGAGAAAUUGUACAAGGACAAGGACAAGAACUUUCUAAUAAUGUGAAAAACAAUCAUGUUGAUUUGGUUGAUAAUCACGUGAAAGAAGUAAAUCCACAUUCUGAAAGCUUGGGUACUUAUCAAAUUGACAAGUAUGGAAACUGUGUAGAACGAGAUCUUAAGUAUCAUCACAGCUCUACAUAAUAACUUAAACAAUCUAUCAAUAUUUUAAUAUUUUAUUCCAGAUAAAUUAUAGAAAAAAAAACUAAAUGCACAA